AUGGAAGCUCUAAAAGUAGCACUCGGAGUUUGCUUAUUUGCGCUGUUUUGUCUCGUAGAACAAGGCGAGAGCAUCUCAUGCUAUGAGUGCAACAGUGGUCCAGACAGGAAGUUCGAUGGCAAUGCAUGUGAAGAUCCAUUCGGUAUUCCCAACAGUUUCCUUGUCAACUGCACAGAAACUUACGGAGAGGGAUACAGCCUCUGCAGAAAAAUGGACCAAGACAUAAAAGGGGAUACCCGUACCAUCAGACAGUGUGCUAAGGGAGGCCCAGAGAAGUGUGUCCUACGUACUGGCACCCACAAGAUUAAGAUCCAGUACUGUCAGUGUUCCGGAGACGGCUGCAACUCUGCAUCAUCUCUCUCAAUCAGUGUAGCUACCCUAGGCCUAAUGUCUGCCAUCAUGUACCUCUUCUCUCAAUAAUAUAGGCUGAAUUUAGAGUAUUUUCUGAGCAAUAUGUUGUGACUGACUUGAUGAUUAACCCUUUCAUGGCUAUAUGUCUACCACCUGCAUUUGUAGUCAUGAAAGGGUUUACUUGGAUUUUAGAGUUUAUGUGUGUAUUAUCUCAACCAGAGAAACCUAAGGAUAAUAUA
Molecule: messenger RNA, 590 nt
Organism: Owenia fusiformis
Lineage: Eukaryota; Metazoa; Annelida; Polychaeta; Sabellida; Oweniidae
Source: the annotation of a GenBank genome assembly